GAAUGCCAUGAGCCAAAACCAAAAAACGCGUGUACGUGAAACAAACCAAAACAUUCGGCGGCGUUGGGUGUUUUUGCAAUAGUUCAACUGAAUAAUCGGAAAAAUAAUAUUCUUCACCUCAUGCAACAUGAUGGCCAAUGAUCUUUUUCGUAAGCUUUCGUGUGGUGCCAAGUUUUCCAACAAAAAUAAGCUACCGGUCAAAAGAAAGCUUGAAACUGGCAGUACAACAAGCCUCGCAAAAUUGAAGGUAUGCAUCAAGGCGGAACCGGACACCGGCCGCAAAGUGAAGGCUUCCAAAGUGACGAAAUCACUGGUAGCAACACCGGUAGAAGAUACGCGAAUAAAAAGCGAAGAUUCUUCGAGUGACGAUUCGGGAAGCGAACUGGAGAACCGGGACCAGAAAAAAUCAGUGCAACAAAAAAAGAUUGUACCUCCGGAGAAGGUUGAGCUGAUCAAUCAGCUUCGCUUGAACCGGCUGCGAAACCAGCACAAAAUCCAUGUAAAGAAAAGUCGGCACAGCCCCGAAGUGCCCAACAUCAUCGAAUCGUUCGAUCAGCUCAGCACUGACUAUGGUGUGUCGAACCGGUUGGUGGCGAACAUUCUGAGCUGCUACAGCACACCGACACCGGUGCAAAUGCAAGCCAUACCGAUACUACUGAAAACGCACUCGGUGCAUGCCUGCGCUCCGACCGGGUCGGGUAAAACGGCCGCCUUUCUGAUUCCUAUUCUACACCAUCUGAAGAAACCAAUGAAGUGCGGAUUCAGGGCGCUUAUCAUUUGUCCAACGCGCGAACUGGCGAAGCAGACGCAGCGGGAAGCACUGCGGCUCGGCGAUGAAAUGAACCUCCGUACGCACGUCAUACACAUGGUGGACGACCCGAAGAAGUGUGAUUACAGCUUCGCUAGCGGCCGCAGCUACGACAUACUGGUGACGACCCCCAAUCGAAUCUGCUAUCUGCUUUCGCAGAAUCCUCCGAAAAUCGAUCUUAGCAACAUUCAAUGGGUUGUGAUAGAUGAGGCGGAUAAAUUGUUUGAGGAUUCCAAAAACUCUUUCCGCGACCAGCUCGACACGGUGCUGACGGCAUGCAACAAUCCGAGCAAAACGAUAGCCCUUUUCAGUGCGACGCAAACGCGAGACGUCAAUCUGUGGGUAGCAAAAAACGUCCCCAACCGCAUCCGGUUCUCCAUCGGGCUCAUCAACGGUGCGGUCGAGCUGGUGGAUCAAAAGCUGCUCUUCACCGGCAGCGAAUCAGGGAAACUGCUUGCCUUCCGCGAGAUGGUAGCGCAAGGGCUGCACCCACCGGUGCUCGUGUUUGUGCAGAGCAAGGAUCGAGCACAGCAGCUGUUCACCGAGCUGAUCUACGAUGGGCUCAACGUGGACGUCAUACACUCCGAUCGUACGCAGCGCGAACGAGACAACGUGGUGCGCGCCUUCCGCGAGGGUAAAAUUUGGAUCCUCAUCUGUACCGAGCUGAUGAGCCGCGGUAUCGACUUUAAGGGUGUUAAUUUGGUUGUCAAUUACGACUUUCCGCCGUCCACCAUAUCGUAUGUCCAUCGUAUCGGACGGACGGGUCGCGCUGGUCGACCCGGGAAAGCUGUCACCUUUUUCACCAAAGACGAUACGGUUAAUCUGAAAAGCAUUGCGCAGCUGAUUAAAUCUGCAGGUGGGGAGGUGCCGGACUACAUGCUGCAAAUGCAUGGUAGCUCGAAGAAGGCACGAGACACUCUAACUCAAAAAGCACCGAAACGGGCCAUGAUUCGAACGAUUCCUACGUUCGAGCUUCAACAGCUCCAGCGCAAGAAGCGGUUCGUCAGCAAAAGCAAAGGUAAAAAUAAACCUAUGGUGGUUAGUAGUAACAGUAGUAACAAAAGUGCAAACGCUGGUAAAUCAAAGCGUUCUAAGCCGUCAGCGAGCAAAAAAUAAAAAGUGCGGCACCAUUGA
This is a messenger RNA of Anopheles merus, 1942 nucleotides long. RefSeq names its product probable ATP-dependent RNA helicase DDX52 (gene ais). The coding region runs from base 128 to 1924 and encodes 598 amino acids. Gene Ontology annotation, cellular component: 90S preribosome. The record is from RefSeq and is a predicted model, not a curated record. Gene Ontology annotation, molecular function: nucleic acid binding; ATP binding; RNA helicase activity. The transcript has 4 exons. NCBI's taxonomy places the organism in Eukaryota, Metazoa, Arthropoda, Insecta, Diptera, Culicidae. Gene Ontology annotation, biological process: maturation of SSU-rRNA.